AUAUAUUUUGAUGGCAUGAUGAGAUAUUUGAUAAUUAUAGUUAUUAUAGAAAAUAAUCUUUUGACUUGCGAUCAUAGGUUUGAAUCUGUUUAUGCUUUCGGGUUGAAUGGUGAUAUAAGAUGGUAUUGGUGUGGGAGAGCGGGAGGUAUUAUGGAGAUGGAUGGUACAGAUGUUUGCAUGGACAAAGAGCCAGAUCGUGUGAUAACAUAUUCCACUGGAGGAGUUUCUAAUGUUUCAUCUUGUGAAGACAGCCUCAGUCAUCAAGAUGUCAUGGAGUCGUUUGGGGAAAUAAAUGGGGAUCAUGAUAUCAACAAUUCAGAAGAGGGAAGCGAAGCAAAGGAAUAUGAAGUGAAGGAAUGCACAAAUGAAAAAUCAAUCAAGAUUCAUGAACUGCACCUUUCAGAGAAACCUGACCAACAACAAAAUGUGGUCAGCUCGAAGAAUGAGAAAGAGAGACUGGAGGAGAUGGUACUACAAGAAGGAAAGAAUGAUGAAAAAUCUCUUUUAACUGUGAACUCAUCGAAAUCUUCUGCUGGAAAUGUUCGUACAAGACACACUGUUCCACAGCCAUUUGCCUUAGCAACAGAAAAGCGUGCUUCAUAUGGUACUCGAUCUCCCAAUGCUAUCACCACUGAAAAAUCUACCAAAAACAAUGUUCGGACUGCAAAGACCAAAUCAAAUCAGCCCGCAUCACCCCGGGUGCUGAGGAAACCACUGCAACCUACUAACAAGAAGCAUGCUGAUGAGGAAGAUUCCUGCUCGGUAGUUUCCAUCAGUGCAGCAUCAUCUCGGGCUAUCAAGAUCAGAACUACUGUUGCAUCAGCUCCUUCAUUUAGAUGCACAGAGCGUGCAGAGAAAAGGAAGGAGUUUAAUUCGAAAUUGGAGGAAAAACUCCAAGCUCUGGUGGCUGAGAAGACCGAGUGUGAGACGAGGUCCAAGGAAGAGACUGAGGCAGCUAUCAAACAACUAAGAAAGAGUUUAUUAUUCAAAGCAAAUCCAAUGCCAAGCUUCUACCAUGACGGGCCUCCUCCCAAGGCUGAGCUGAAAAAGCCCCCACCAACUCGUGCAAAGUCACCUAAACUUGGCCGACGUAAGAGUUGCAACAAUGUUGUUAAUUCAUCGUAUGGAGACAAGAUAAAAGUCAGUUGUGGCAAUGGAACUGGUCGUGGUACAAAGAGUUGCAACAAAGAUAUCAUUGCAUUGAAUGUUAUUGGGGACCAGAGCGAUGUCUUUCGCUUUGUAGAAAACAAGCUGAAGCAAGGAGGAGCCUUUUCCGAGGGAAUGCAAAACAUGAAACAACGCAAAACAUGAAACAAACUUGAAUUAAUCUCACCUCGACACAAACAUUAGAAGUGUUCUCACGGGUCUUCUUCCCCACAGCCAAGAAAUGCAUUUAGUCUAUCGUCUGGACUCUCAACUGUCUUUGACGACGCAACCAGCUCACAAGUUGCUCGGCUCCCUUUUCUAAGCUAAAGUUUCUGUAGUUAAUAAAAGAAGAGGGGCUCCAUAAAGAAAAAGAUGCAGCUGUCAUGAUCAUCCUUCUACAGUGCCAAAAUUUGCUACGACUUCAAGGUACGUUUAAUUACUAAACAAUCUUCCUGUACAGUUAUGGCUAUCUAAGUUAGCCCACCCUACUAAGCUUCUUGUUGAACUACCCCAGCCUCUCCCUUGCAAUUUCAACAAACACGGUCUUACUAUUUCUGUCGUUUUGUUUUGAUUGUCUUUUUAGUUAAAAGUUGAAGAUCUUGAUUUGGUAGAUGUGGAAAAAGUACUCCCGUUGGAGUGCACAACUGAAUCAUUGACCUUCAAAUUUGUAAGUUUGAAUCUCUCGAUAUAUAUAUGUACACAUAACUGCACGAAGAACAAUUGGCAUGCUUGAAUUUCUUUAUUUCUUUGUUGAGGAGAAUGGAAACUGGUUCGAGAACGUUUGUAUGGAUGAACAUAAAAAGAGUCUUUCAUCCGAACGAUCUCGGACCAGGCUUCAUUCUCGCCAGCUCUUCAAUUAUCUAGUGCAUAACGACUAACGGUAAGUUCACAUCCCUCUCUCAAUUUUAAAGUUUUUUCUGGUGACUGUGUCCGAGAGAAUGAUGUAUAGGGCGAAGAAGGCAAAGUCAUACUUUGUU
Molecule: messenger RNA, 2123 nt
Organism: Cucumis melo (muskmelon)
Lineage: Eukaryota; Viridiplantae; Streptophyta; Magnoliopsida; Cucurbitales; Cucurbitaceae
Product: protein WVD2-like 3
Exons: 10
Coding region: 16-1311 (431 amino acids)
Biological process (GO): microtubule cytoskeleton organization
Molecular function (GO): microtubule binding
Source: RefSeq, a predicted model, not a curated record